Messenger RNA from Naegleria fowleri, 666 nucleotides. RefSeq lists its product as uncharacterized. The record is from RefSeq and is a predicted model, not a curated record. The transcript has a single exon. The coding region runs from base 1 to 666 and encodes 221 amino acids. NCBI's taxonomy places the organism in Eukaryota, Heterolobosea, Eutetramitea, Acrasida, Naegleriidae.
AUGGGAUGGGGUUGGGUGGCCCUCUUUUGUUCACUUUGCUUGGGGCUGUGGACCAUCUUGCUUUCACAACACUCCAAAUCAAGAACAACAACAACAACAACAACUACUUCAGACACAAUCGUAAACAACAAGACAAACAACAAGAUCAGCCUUAUUCAGAUUCAUCAACAACAAGACCAAGAUUUCAAAGAACAACAAUUCCAGACACAAGCCUCACCAACCACCAAAGAUUUAUUAUCUCGAACGAGUAAUGAUGGUGAUGAUCAAUACUUACUUUGUAUUGAGGGAGCAUCACCGACCCUUUCAUCUGCAUCAUCCUCAUCCACUCAGCUCUCUCAACUUGUAACCGCCACUAUUACCCCUGAACUUGCUGAGUAUGCUUCCAAUGUAUUGACCCGAAGACCCUCCUAUCUUGAGAAUGAUGUCUGUGGCAUACGAAGAGAUUCCUACUCAACACGGACACGUUCUACCUCCAAUCAUUCGUAUAGCAAGUCAAAGGGAUAUUUGACUAGUACAGCAGUAACAUUAGCAGCAACUCGAGUACGGGCAAGCUCGUGGUCGCAUGGAAUGAAAAUAGCAAGCAGUGCCGAUACGAUUUACAAGCAUCUCAGUAAGGAAGACAUCUUGAGUAAUCUUGUACGAUACAAAUUUCCUUCCCAUGAGUAG